CACAGGGGUGAAAGUGAACACGAGUAGUUGCAUCUGAAGAAGGGGCGGGGGAGAGACAGAGACAGACAGAGCCAGAGAGAGAGAGAAGGCGAGAUCGAGGGUUUCAAGAAUCCAUAGAAUCCAAAAGCUUCAAGUACUAUUGUCUCUGUUCUCUCCUUUCGCUUCAGGCCACUUCUUGUUCUGAUCUACGCAAGAAGGGGAGAGAUUCUUGCGAUCAAUCAUUUCCUUCUGAAGGAUUUGAAGGAAGAGAGUAGCGAUUAGCUCUGGUAAAAAUGGAUUUGGACCAAUGGAUAUCGAAGGUGAAGGAGGGCCAACACUUAGCCGAGGACGAGCUUCAACUUCUAUGCGAAUAUGUAAAAGAAAUCCUGAUUGAGGAGUCAAAUGUGCAGCCUGUUAACAGUCCGGUUACAGUUUGUGGGGAUAUACAUGGCCAGUUUCACGAUUUAAUGAAACUCUUCCAGACUGGAGGUCAUGUACCAGAAACAAAUUAUAUUUUCAUGGGAGAUUUUGUUGAUCGUGGAUAUAAUAGUCUAGAAGUUUUCACGAUUCUUUUGCUGCUUAAGGCAAGAUACCCAGCUAAUAUUACUCUUUUACGUGGGAAUCACGAGAGCAGGCAACUAACACAGGUGUAUGGUUUCUAUGAUGAAUGCCAAAGAAAGUACGGAAACGCCAAUGCUUGGCGGUAUUGCACAGAUGUCUUUGACUAUCUAACUCUCUCAGCAAUCAUAGAUGGAACUGUAUUAUGUGUCCAUGGUGGCCUUUCUCCAGAUGUUAGGUCUAUUGAUCAGAUCAGAGUCAUUGAAAGAAACUGUGAAAUACCCCAUGAAGGACCCUUUUGUGACCUCAUGUGGAGUGACCCUGAAGAUAUUGAAACUUGGGCUGUCAGUCCUAGAGGAGCAGGCUGGCUCUUUGGCUCAAGGGUUACAUCUGAGUUUAAUCACAUCAACAAACUGGAUUUAGUUUGUCGGGCACACCAGCUUGUCCAGGAAGGUCUCAAGUACAUGUUUCAAGAUAAAGGACUUGUGACCGUCUGGUCUGCCCCAAACUACUGCUAUCGGUGUGGGAAUGUGGCAUCCAUUUUGAGCUUCAAUGAGAACAUGGAGAGGGAGGUCAAGUUCUUCACAGAAACAGAGGAAAACAACCAAAUGAGGGGACCCAGAACAGGCGUUCCGUAUUUCUUGUGAUGCAUGAUGUUGACACUUCUCCUGUCUGGGGCUUGCUGAUCUAACAUCCUUAGCCCCGCAGCCGCCCAUUGUGCCCAACAGCCUGCUUCUACACUUGUGUUUUGAAUAGUUUUGUGCUGUGUAGUUAUGAUGAAGAAGAUAAUAGCAUUUUGACCAUUUCAUUAUUAUUAUAGUUAUUAUUAUUGGUUAAUACAGUGUUUUGUUCUUG
This is a messenger RNA of Cuscuta campestris, 1392 nucleotides long. The record is from the annotation of a GenBank genome assembly. NCBI's taxonomy places the organism in Eukaryota, Viridiplantae, Streptophyta, Magnoliopsida, Solanales, Convolvulaceae.